UAACCUCUUAGGUUUGUUUUUGUUGUUUACCCARAGUUUUCCGUAUUAACCUAAAAAACGCUUGAUYSGUGUGGUGCACGUUUGGUGCUUAAAUUUAGUGAAUACUAUACUAAUCUCCGAUUCUUCCGGUGAGAGCCCCAAUUAUUCCUUGGUCGUUUCUUGCAUUGCAUGUUCUUUUCACGUCUCGCAUUAAUUGCUUGAUCCUUUCCAGACCGGUUCUGAAGACUCUUGACUACAUCACCAAAAAUGGCUUUUGUUCUGGAUGCUGUUGGGGAUCGUCCAGAUGAUGCCCCAAACAAUCAGUUGUUCUCUUUGAACAAUGAUAGUUCGACAAUUGCAAAGCCUUCCUCAGUGGAGGUGAGAAGAAAAUUGAGAGACGCAAUCUUUUCCUUCUCAGAUUCUACUGAGGGAUUAGCAGAGUACAAGAAGCGUCUCUUUGAACUGAAUGGCAACACAAGCCCGGCUCAAAGUCACGCAAACGUGCCUAAAAAACAUAAACUAGUGAAGCCUUUGAUUCCGGAGACUUCGUUCGRGAUGAAAAAAGAUGAAAAUGCGCACAGUUACAGAAUCAAAAAACAGUUACAGUCUGAGGUGCAAAAAGCGCUAAGCAAAGCGGUUGUUACGCCCGACUUUGAGCAGCUGGCAUCUAUUGUGUUAAGAAAAUUUUAUAAUCUCUAA
Messenger RNA from Dendroctonus ponderosae (mountain pine beetle), 678 nucleotides. RefSeq lists its product as uncharacterized. The record is from RefSeq and is a predicted model, not a curated record. NCBI's taxonomy places the organism in Eukaryota, Metazoa, Arthropoda, Insecta, Coleoptera, Curculionidae.